UGUAAACAUGUUUCAAUGUUGACCCUGGGCAGUUGAGUCUUUGGCUAAAACUUGUCUUUAUUUUGUUUCUCUCAGGGCCACCUGGAAAGUCUGAUGCAUCUUUUGUUCGUUUACCUCUCAGUUCUCUUCUAGAUGCUUCUGACAAGUUAUUGUACGUCUCCAUGCUGGCAGUUUUUCAUCAUGGAAUCUACUGGUUCAUCUGUCAUGCCUGCAAUGGCAUCGAACUGUUACUUUUGUUUGCGUACCAUUCCUACUUUGAGUUGCUUGCGACUGCUCGAGACCAGUUAUUGUACAUCUUCGUGCUGGCAGUUUUUCAUCAUAUAACAUGGCCACCUGGAAAGUCUGAUGCAGCUUUUGUUCGUUUACCUCUCAGUUCGCUUCUAGAUGCUUCUGACAAGUUAUUGUACGUCUCCAUGCUAGCAGUUUUUCAUCAUGGAAUCUACUGGUUCAUCUGUCAUGCCUGCAAUGGCAUCGAACUGUUACUUUUGUUUGCGUACCAUUCCUACUUUAAAUUGCUUGCGACUGCUCGAGACCAGUUAUUGUACAUCUUCGUGCUGGCAGUUUUUCAUCAUAUAACACGUCCACCGGGAAUGUUUGUGAUGUGCAGCUUUUGUUCGUUUACCACUCCUACUUCGAGUUGCUUCUGACAAGUCAUUGUAUGUCUUCAUGCCAGCAGUUUUUCACCAUGGAAUCUACUCGUCCACCUGGAAUGGUAUUGCAGUGCCGUUUUUGCCCAUUGACCACUUCUACUUUGAAGGCCUACUUAAAUCAUCAGUCGAUUCAUCGUCAUGUGAACAGACUGUUUCCAUGCGGAGUGGUUAACUGUAGUCAAGUGCUGCCUUCUGAGACAUGCCUUCGAGCACACCUCCUUCGACGUCAUGGAUUGCAGUGCAGGGAUGGAACUCUGUAUCAGCCCGCAGCUGCCAUGUCUUCCUCAAGGGAUGGUAUGUUUGAAUGCUCAC
Molecule: messenger RNA, 962 nt
Organism: Thrips palmi
Lineage: Eukaryota; Metazoa; Arthropoda; Insecta; Thysanoptera; Thripidae
Exons: 6
Coding region: 162-647 (161 amino acids)
Source: RefSeq, a predicted model, not a curated record